AGAGUUGAAGGCAAACAUAUAUUGUUUUGAUAAAACUCACUGUAUUUGUGGCCAGAAAGUACUCAUGAUGACAGAUAUAUCCAAAACCACUUGCCAUAAUACACCUGGUCUUUUACUUGAUUUUCAACAACUACUAGGAUGAUGACAUCGUUUCUUCUCAAUUUCUAAAUAACAGAUAGAAAUAGAAAAUUGUACGUAUAGGGCUGAGAGACUCUAGGGUGUUCUACGAUAACAGUCUAUCUGGUGUGGUGCACAUAGGAUUGACGAUAUGGUUGUUGGUCACCCUGUUAGUAGUAGCUUCUAAAGUACGUAAACUUAAAAUGUACCAUUAGGUGUACCGGACACACCUGUGCUUUUAUUUAAUGUCAUAAAUAAUUUCACCUUGUAGAUUAGAAAGUUUUGACUUUUUUAUCAUUUUUAAUGAAAUUUGCCCAUAGCCACAAACCACAUGACACGUGGAUGUUUGUAUUAGUUCUUUUGGUUGGAAGAAGAAGUAAAGGUAGCGAAAACAUAAGUGGAGAGAUACAUUUAAAAUGUACUUUUUAAUAAUACUUUCAGGGGUAUUCUUUGCGGAAUGUUCCGCACAACAGCAGUUUCCUGACUGUAACCAGGCCGAUAAUGGGACGUUGACUGCCCAUCCUAACUGUAGAAUGUACUACGAGUGUCAGAGUAACGUGGCUUUGGAGAGAACAUGCCCAAAUUCACCAGAACAAUUGUACUUUGACGAUAUUUUGGGAACAUGCAACUAUCUUGCGGCCGUGGACUGUUCAGAUCGUGUGUGUCCGAGAAACCUAAUGUCAAUUGAAUAUUCUGUGUCUGUUCAUAACAUCGGAGGAAACUUCGGCACCUGGAUGAAGGAUGAAGAGCUAGCGGGCAGUGGGACCAAAGUCUGGGUGAUGCACGGGACCAACAAUAACCUACUCGACGAGUAUAACUCCGAGUAUGAUUUCCAAACGAAUAACCUUAAUAGGACAAUCACCCUUCCGUAUAGUUGUGAGGGGACAGGUCACACCGUAUAUUCCAACAACUUUUAUUGUCAGGUGUACGCUUCACGUUACCUGGGAAAGUAUGAUCUCUCAACCGGUAUGUACACCUGGGUUGAACUUCCUACCCUUGGCCAAAGUCUCUACGAUGAAUAUCAAUGGGGUUACCUAAAUGACGUUUCCGGUACAGCGUGGGGUAACGGAAGUUUUGUUGAUUUCGAGGUUGAUGAGUACGGACUCUGGGUUAUCCAUUCCGACUUAUCCAACAAUCACAAUAUUAUAAUUUCGCGCGUCGACGUCAACUUGGUCGUCAUCGAGUCGUUCAACACCAACUUCCCAAAAGUAGAUGCUGGGAAUGCUUUCAUGAUAUGUGGCCGUCUGUACGUGAUCAAUUCGUGCAUCGGAGAGGUGACGUACAUUCGUUACAUCUACGACACGACCGACCAAACCGAGACCAAUCUCCUCCCGACUACCAUACCUUUUCCGUCUGUUCAGCGAAGCUGUAGCAUCGGGGACACUUGCCCUACUUAUACUAACGCUUUCAUUACGGGACUGGACUUUGCUGUUGCCGAGAAGCCAGACGCCGUGUUGUAUGCCUGGAAUUGUAAAUAUCAAGAAGUCUACAAACCAGUUUUUAAUUAGAAAAUUUUCCUUUGAAACGAGGAAUAUACUUGAAACUCAACUCAAUUUAAAGAUAUAGUCUACAUAAAUCAUAUAAUGAAUUCAUUUGUAUUGUUUUUGAAGAAUAAAACAGUCAUUGUGUGGCAUAACCUAUUUCAUUUUUCAUGUAGAUCUAGAAUGAGUAGAAAAAUUAGUAGAACACAAAUAUGUGCGAAGUAAAUGUAGAGGAUUUUUCGCGGUACUUCUCCCGGCCAUUUUAGAUCAGAGAUAUCCUAUUAGUAUACUUUUCAAUUUUUUUUAUCUAGUUUUAUGAUUUUCCCAAGAGUUUUACCAAAAAUAUUGUGACAAAAAUAUAAAAUUA
Messenger RNA from Owenia fusiformis, 1965 nucleotides. The record is from the annotation of a GenBank genome assembly. Lineage: Eukaryota; Metazoa; Annelida; Polychaeta; Sabellida; Oweniidae.